GUAUAUGCCUCUUGACGCCAUAUUGAUCUCACUACUUGUAUAUACGCUCCCGUUGACCAUCGCCUAGCUAGAGACCGAGGCACUGUGUUUUUCUUGAACCUAUUUCCCGCGCAUCCGAUCGUUGAGAAACACUCUUACAAUCAAGCUCUCCAUCAUGGCCAACGAGGCGACCAAUUCGUCCCACACACCUCUCCUACGAUCCCUUUCGUCCUCGGCCCUCAGUCUUUCUGCUUCCGAUACCAGCUCCAGUAGUUCCAUCAGCGAUGGAUCUCCGAACACGAAUCUUCGCCGCCGAGCCCUUGCUCUGCGCUCCAUCGCUUUUGUAUCGUCAAUCGUCGGUGCGCUUGCUGCCGGGUCUGUUACCGUCUUCUCAUUGUACGGACAUCUAUUCCAGUCGCGCUUGCACUAUACGCAAUUCCAGAUCAAUGGCAUCGCGAGCGCCAUGAACAUAGCCAUGUACAUGCCGGUUCCCAUCAUCGGUUACAUGUGCGACCGCUUUGGACCAGGUCUCCUGUCGCUCAUUUCUGCUGUGCUUGCCGGCGGCGGGUACGCUCUCGCCGCCGCUCUAUAUCAAAAAGGCGUACAAGAAGCAGAAAACCACGUCGCUGGUCAUAAGACUACGUUUGCCCCCAUGCUGUUUGCGUUUGUGGCCAUCGGCGUUGGGGCUGCGUCCCUUUACCUGGGUGCAGUCACAACUUGCGCGAAGAACUUCGGUAGAGGGAGAUACCGGGGUUUGAUGCUUGUUGCACCUAUUGCGGGAUUCGGGUUGAGUGGCAUGAUCAUGAGCCAAGCUGCUAGUCGGCUUCUCUAUGAGGUCCAGCCUGAUGGAACCAAAGGGGACGUAAACGUAUUCCAUUUUUUCCUAGUUUUGUCUGUUCUCCUUGUCACUGUUGGGAUUUUGGGUUCCUUCACGUUACGAAUUGUAGAUGAGGAGGAUCUUAUCGAUGGGGCUGUCGAAGAGCUUGAGAGAAGCGGGCUUCUCGACAGUAGCGAAGUGUUUCGUCGAAGAACGGAUCAGAGCUACGGCACUCUUGCACAGCCUCAAAAUCUAGACGAGGACGAUGAUAAUGACGUGGCCCUCGACCCAUCUAAGGAUGACGGAGGUGACAUGUAUGCGAAGCUGAAAAAGUCUUGGCUUCUUAAUGCUGAGACGAGGAGAUUUUUGGCUGACCCUACGAUGUGGCUCUUUGCCAUAAGCUUUUGGCUCAUCAUUGGACCCGGCGAAUCAUUUAUCAACAACCUCGGAACUGUCAUUGGGACUCUAACCUCACCGGACCAUAAUUCAAAGCCACCCUCUGCUGCUACUCACGUGUCUAUCAUGGCGACAGUAAGCACAGUAGCACGGCUAGUGGUUGCCUCGCUGAGCGACCUUUUAUCACCGACUCCAGAGAACCAAUACGUUCAAACCGGAAGUACACAUUCGCUACCUAAUUUACGACGGAAGUUACAAGUCUCCCGUGUGAUUUUAUAUGUUAUAUCAGCUUUGACUUUCUCAAUCGGAUCCCUAGUACUGGCCUCGGGUGCUGUACAAGAACAUGCCAACCGCUUCUGGAUAGUAUCUGGCUCGAUUGGUGCAGGCUAUGGUGCAGUAUUUAGUUUGACGCCUAUCAUCAUCACCAUGAUAUGGGGCGUCGAGAACUUUGGCACGAAUUUUGGUAUUAUAGCAUUGACACCAGCGGUAGGCUCUGUGAUAUGGGGUGUCAUAUAUUCUGCAGUCUACCAGGCAGGAGCCCAUAAAUCGGCCCUGCUUGGAGGUGGUGAGGCAGGAGAUGAUGUGUUUUGUUAUGGCAAACAGUGCUAUGCGGCGACUUUCUGGGCAAUGACAGUGUCUAUAUGGGUCGGUGCAUUCAUGAUUAUUUGGGCUUGGAAAGGCAAGAAUGGUUGGUCUUCUAGAGGCAUUGUGGUAUAGAAUCGCGUUCAAACACGAGUACAAAUAGAUAGAGUAUGCAUAAAAUUCUCUAGUGACACCUUUGAACUGGAGCACGCUGCCCAUAUACAUGUAACGUUCAUAUACUAGCGACUCGCAGGGGUAGUCGUCUCGUAGCUGUCUGUUUAUGAUACAGCCUUGCGGAUUCUCCUCACCUUCAUGGUACUGAAGCAUAGUCAUUGUGGUAUAGAGAUGAAAAAUGAGUUACCGGAAUGACCAUCGCCGUUAUUAAACUAGUAAUAUAUCACCAAUCAAAACUCCCAUCGGUACCAAUAUCGUAGCGCAUAGACUUCCAUUAACACUCGACCUGCUAUAGUACCAGCAUUCAGAUCACACCGACCUCAGGACGAGAUCCCGGUGCUUA
Messenger RNA from Xylaria bambusicola, 2291 nucleotides. Its product is annotated as major facilitator superfamily domain-containing protein. The coding region runs from base 155 to 1909 and encodes 584 amino acids. NCBI's taxonomy places the organism in Eukaryota, Fungi, Ascomycota, Sordariomycetes, Xylariales, Xylariaceae. Gene Ontology annotation, cellular component: membrane. Gene Ontology annotation, biological process: transmembrane transport. The record is from RefSeq and is a predicted model, not a curated record. The transcript has a single exon. Gene Ontology annotation, molecular function: transmembrane transporter activity.